Messenger RNA from Camarhynchus parvulus, 1612 nucleotides. RefSeq names its product zinc finger protein 239-like. Gene Ontology annotation, molecular function: DNA-binding transcription factor activity, RNA polymerase II-specific; RNA polymerase II cis-regulatory region sequence-specific DNA binding. Gene Ontology annotation, biological process: regulation of transcription by RNA polymerase II. The record is from RefSeq and is a predicted model, not a curated record. Lineage: Eukaryota; Metazoa; Chordata; Aves; Passeriformes; Thraupidae.
CCCCGGAGAUCCCUCAUGAGGAGGGGCUGCAAACGCAGAUCACGGGGAUCUGAGGAGGAAAGACCAACCCUGGGCCAGGGGGGUGGCCGGAGCUCAGAGCUGGGGGUCGACGAGCAGCUUCAGGGUAAGGAGAAGCCCCACAACUGCUUGGAAUGUGGGAAGAGCUUCAGCCAGAGGUCCAACCUGAUCUGCCACAUGAGAAUCCACACGGGGGAGAGGCCCUACAUAUGUGAGGAGUGUGGGAAGAGCUUCAGCCGGAGAUCCAACUUGACUGUCCACCUGAGGAGCCACACCCAGGAGAGGUCUUACAAGUGUGGGGAGUGUGGGAAGAGCUUCAGCCGGAUCUCCUGCCUGAUUGUCCACCUGAGGAGGCACACCGGGGAGAAGCCCUACAAGUGUGAUAAAUGCAGAAAGGGGUUUGAGACCAGCUCUGAUCUCCUCAGGCACCAGCGCACUCACACAGAGGAGAGACCCUUCCUCUGCCCCGACUGUGGGAAAGGCUUCAAGUACAACUCCUCCCUUGUCAGCCACCAGCAUAUGCACACCCGGGAGCGGCCCUAUGAGUGUCCCGAGUGUGGGAAGAGAUUCACCCACAAGUCGAACCUGAUUGUCCACAAGAGGAUCCACACCGGCGAGAGGUCUUACGAGUGUGGGGAGUGUGGGAAGAGCUUCUGCCAGCGCUCGCACCUGAUCUACCACCUGAGGAGCCACACUGGGGAGAAGCCCUAUGAGUGUGAUAAAUGCAGGAAGAGGUUUCAGAGCAGCUCUCAUCUUGUCAGGCACCAGCGCAUUCACACGGAGGAGCGGCCCUUUCGCUGCCCUGAGUGCGGGAAGGGCUUCAGGGACAACUCCAGCCUCGUGACCCACCGGCGCAUCCACACUGGGGAGAGGCCCUACGAGUGCCCAGAGUGUGGGAAGAGCUUCUCACAGAGCGGUAACUUGAGAAUACACCAACGGAGCCAGCACUAAGGGAAGCCCUGCACGUGCCCCGCAUGCAGGGAGAGUUUCAUGUGCUCCUCCAGCUCCAUCCCCCAUGGGAUCCACACUGGAUGAUCCCCAGAGAGCGUCGGUGGGCAGAGCCCCGGUGAUCUGUGGUGCCAGUGAUCCGUGUUGGGAAGACACCUGGCUGGGGGCUCCACAUCCUCCUGGCUCUCCAUGGGCACCUGCACACAUCCACAGACCAACACCAGACAUCCAUUGUGGAGAGCAGAUUUGUUGACCUCUGACUCCAGAAAAAUCUCACUUUUUUGCAUCUUCUGGUGUCAUCAAGCAACACUGGAUGACCUUGGAGGUAAUUUCCCACAUAAAUCCGUCCUUUUAAUUCUGUCUGGCCCACGGGCAUCUUCCACAGCCAAAUGGGGACAGACUGGGGUAAACCCCUGAUUUUGGAGACGGUGGGGUGGAAGCCCAUCCACUAAAGGUUCUUCCCACCCACCCAAACAUGUGCAUUCUCUAUUGGCAGGAUACGUAAACCCUUUUGUUUUGGUCUUGAAAUUAAGAGGUUUCCUGUGACGGUGUUCACAGGGGUCUUAGGAUGAGGGAAGAGACAUCAAUCUGACUCCAUGUUUCGGAAGGCUUCAUUUAUUAUUUUAUUAUAUAUAUUACAUUAAAA